GACCUUUCCUUACAAGUUAUAAACAUCAAACUUCCCUCGUUUCCUUCCCAUUUGCAGUAGCAUCACUCUCUUUGGUUAUCCAAUAUGGAGUCUCCUAGCAUUUCCAAGUUCACAAUUCCUCUCUCUUGCUUCUUUACGCUUUUACUGUGUGUUGCCACAUUGAACCCUGUAUUUGCUUCGAAAGUUUGCAACUUUCCGGCAGUCUUUAACUUUGGCGACUCAAAUUCCGACACUGGAGGAUUGUCUGCUACCCUCAGAAGAGCCACACCACCUAACGGGGAGACCUAUUUUCACAGGCCUGCCGGAAGGUUCUCCGAUGGCCGGCUCAUGAUUGAUUUCAUAGCAAUGGGUGUUGGUCUUCCAUAUCUGAGUGCAUACCUUGAUUCCUUGGGAACUAACUUCACACACGGUGCAAACUUUGCCACGGCUGCAUCCACAAUCAGACUACCAUCCAGAAUCAUACCUGCAGCAGAUGGAUAUAGUCCCUUCUACCUUGAUAUCCAAUACUCACAAUUUGUGCAGUUCAAAGAAAGAUCACAGAUUAUAAGACAACAAGGAGGAAUAUAUGCACAUUUGAUGCCCAAGAAGGAUUAUUUUCCUAAAGCUUUAUACACAUUUGAUAUCGGUCAGAAUGAUCUUGGUGAGGGAUUCUUUGGUAACAUGACUGUAGAGCAAGUCAAUGCUUCUAUCCCCGAUAUUCUUGACAAGUUCUCUCUUAAUGUUAAGAAUAUAUAUAAGUUGGGAGCUAGAUCAUUUUGGAUCCACAAUACUGGACCAAUUGGUUGCCUUCCCUAUAUUUUGGCCAAUUUUCCAUCAGCUCAAAGGGACAACCAUGGAUGUGCAAGGCCUUAUAAUGAUGUAGCUCAGUCUUUCAAUCACAAGUUGAAGAAGGCCAUUGUUCAACUCAGGAUCGAUCUUCCUACAGCCGCAAUCACAUAUGUAGAUGUAUACUCUGUCAAAUACUCUCUUUAUAGUGAACCACAAAAAUAUGGAUUUGAGCUUCCACUUGUUGCUUGUUGUGGGUAUGGAGGAAAGUACAACUACAGCAGUAGUGUUGGGUGUGGAGGAACAGUGACUGUGAAUGGAAGCAAAAUAUUUGUUGGUUCAUGUGAGCGCCCCUCGGUCAGAGUAAACUGGGAUGGAAUUCACUAUACUGAGGCUGCCAACAAGGUUGUCUUUUCUCAGAUUUCAACUGGAGCGUUUUCAGAUCCACCUGUACCCUUGAAAAUGGCAUGUCACCAAGUUUAAAUUCCUAUUCA
Juglans microcarpa x Juglans regia is the source of this 1259-nucleotide messenger RNA. RefSeq names its product esterase-like. Gene Ontology annotation, molecular function: hydrolase activity, acting on ester bonds. Lineage: Eukaryota; Viridiplantae; Streptophyta; Magnoliopsida; Fagales; Juglandaceae. The transcript is spliced from 5 exons. Bases 85 to 1248 code for a protein of 387 amino acids. The record is from RefSeq and is a predicted model, not a curated record.